AUGCAUCUCUUUGCAAGUCUGUGUAUUGCACUUAGCUUAUUGGAGAGAGUGAGCUGUUUAUGUCCUUCACAGUGCACCUGUGAUUAUCACGGCAGAAAUGAUGGCCUGGGAUCAAGGGCGGUGCUAUGUAAUGACCUUGAUAUGAAUGAAGUACCUACAAACUUUCCCGUGGACACUGUGAAACUUCGCAUAGAAAAGACCGUUAUCCGUAGGAUCCCCGCCGAGGCCUUCUACUACCUGAUGGAACUCCAGUACCUCUGGCUGACUUACAAUUCUGUGGCCAGCCUUGACAUCAGCAGCUUUUACAACUUAAAGCAUCUACAUGAGUUGCGCUUAGAUGGAAAUUCUCUGACGGCUUUCCCUUGGACAUCUCUGAGGGACAUGCCCCGUCUGAGGACCCUGGAUUUGCACAAUAACAGAAUAACCAGUGUGCCAAAGGAGGCAGUCAGGUACCUGAAGAACCUUGCCUACUUGGAUUUAUCAAGCAACAGAUUAACCACACUGCCACCAGAUUUCCUGGAAAGCUGGUCCCACUUAGGGACAGCAUCAUCCAGAAGCCUGGACCUUCCACCAAGAAGAAUUAUUCUCGGUCUGCAGGACAACCCAUGGUUCUGUGACUGUCACAUUUCCAAAAUAAUGUCAUUGUCAAAAGUCGCUGACCCUGCAAUAGUACUUCUUGAUCCGAUGAUGGUGUGUAGUGAACCGGAACGCCUCACGGGGAUUUUGUUUCAGCGGGCUGAGCUGGAGCAGUGUCUGAAGCCAUCAGUGAUGACCUCGGCUACCCAGAUCACAUCUGCUCUGGGCAGCAAUGUCCUGCUGCGGUGUGAUGCCACUGGCUACCCCACCCCUCAGCUCACAUGGACCAGACCAGAUAGUUCACCAGUCAAUUAUACAGUAAUUCAGGAAUCUCCAGGGGAGGGAGUCAGAUGGUCCAUAAUAAGCUUGACGGGCAUUUCUUACAUGGAUGCUGGGGAUUACAAAUGUAAGGCCAAAAACUUGGCUGGGAUGUCAGAAGCUGUGGUCACUGUGACAGUGGCCGGUGAUGUCACAGCCACUGUCUCAUCAGAUGAUUCUGAAAGAAGAACUGGGGAUCACCCUGAACAAGAGGUCCAGCCGGGAUCUAGAGGCCCUGCGCCUCUGCCUGGUUCAUCAUCGUCUCCCUGGCCUUAUUCCUCCUCUUCCACUUUUCCUCCUACUUCAACUUCAUCUCCUCCCUCCACUGCUUCCUUCUCCUUGUCUCCUUUCUUCUCCUCCACUGCUUCUUCAGCUACAACUCCAAGCACUAGAAUAUCCACAAGCACCACCACGGCUAGCCGACAGUCGCUCAGCCCAGAUGGGAAAAGAAGUGCUAAGGCAGAGAUGGGUGGCGGGAAGCUUCCCUCAGUGAGCGCAAGUAGAAGAGAAGAGUUGGCACUGUUGGAUCGAGCCCUGCGGAGGGAAGCGAAUGCCACAAUAGAAAACCUCCAGGUGGUCAGCGAAACAGGAGAAAGUGUGGUUUUGACAUGGGACACCGUUAACACCACCCAGAACUCGGAAGUGACCGUGUUUUAUUCCAAAUAUGGUGAGAAGGACCUGCUGCUGCUUAAUGUGAACUCCAGCAAGAACCGAGUCACCAUAAAUGGCUUGCUGCCUGGUUGGCAGUAUAUAGCAUGUGUCUGUCCAAAGGGAAUGCCUCCCCAGAAAGACCAGUGUAUCACCUUUUCUACUGACAGAGCUGAAGAAGGAGAUUCUCAAGAGUCUUUCCUGAUGGUGGUGAGUGGUGCUGCCUGCGUUGCUGUCUUGCCGUUGAUUUUUUUCCUGUUGUACAAAGUUUGCAAACUUCAGUGUAAGCCAGACUCCCUCUGGGAAGAUGAUUUGGCAAAAGAGACUUAUAUCCAGUUUGAAACGCUGUCCCCCAGGUCUCAAAGUGUAGGGGAACUGUGGACGCGAAGGCCCAGAGCCGAAUCAGAAAAACUGCUGCUUUGCUCUAGGUCAAGUGUGGAGUCUCCUGACUAUUAA
Budorcas taxicolor (takin) is the source of this 1998-nucleotide messenger RNA. RefSeq names its product leucine rich repeat, Ig-like and transmembrane domains 3 (gene LRIT3). The record is from RefSeq and is a predicted model, not a curated record. Gene Ontology annotation, molecular function: protein binding. Bases 1 to 1998 code for a protein of 665 amino acids. The transcript has 4 exons. NCBI's taxonomy places the organism in Eukaryota, Metazoa, Chordata, Mammalia, Artiodactyla, Bovidae.